AUGGCGACCACUACGGCACCUGGGGUGGGAGCGGAAUGGAAGAAGAAUUUGUCGGCGCACGUCAUUUGUCCCGAAUGCAAAGAAUUUCCUCCGAACCUCGAGUUCCCCGGUUCCCACGAAACUGUCUGUGGCUCUUGUGGGUUGGUUCUCGCAGAUCGCGAGAUUGAUAUACACUCCGAGUGGCGAACGUUCUCGAACGAUGAUCAGAACAACGACGAUCCGUCGCGUGUUGGGGAAACCUCCAAUAUCUUGUUGAAUGGCAAUCAACUCGAGACGAGUAUUGCGGGUGGAGCGACUGGCGCUGCUCGACAGUUGUAUCGUGCUCAGAACAAGCUCUCAAGCGAAAAGAACAAUAAGGCGCUGAUGGCUGCUUACAAGGAGAUUGGCGCUUUGUGCGACGGAUUCAACAUUCAAAAGAUUGUUGCAGAUACAGCCAAAUACCUGUUCAAGAUUGUGGAUGAUCACAAGGCUUUCAAGGGAAAAUCCCAGGAUGUGAUUAUCGCCGGUUGUAUCUUCAUUGCUUGCAGGCAAUGCCAGGCUCCCAGAACCUUUUCCGAAAUCUUUGCAGUAACCAAGGUGUCACGGAAAGAAAUUGGGAGAAUCUACAAGUCUCUUGAAAAAUUCUUCACGGCGCAGAACAUCGAACGGACGGCUGUAGUCGGGGCUGAUGCGGGCUUCAAACAAACCACUUCGACCAAACCUAGUGACCUAUGUGAACGUUUCGGUUCAUUCUUGGGCUUGGAUUACCGCACGUGGCAUUCGGCAGCUGAUCUGUCCGACAGAGUCACGAAAGAUGGAGACCUUGCAGGUCGUUCACCACUCUCGAUCGUCGCCGCUUGUCUCUACAUGGUCUCUCAUCUUUGCGGUGUGCCCAAGUCCGCCAAGGAGAUUUCGGCUGUUGUUGGUGUGAGCGAUGGAACUAUCCGUGGCGCAUACAAGCAGCUUUAUGCUGAGAGGGAUCGUCUGAUUGACGAUGAGUUUAUCGCUAAAUCGAACGGAGACAGAGCCAAUCUACCUCAGAGCUAG
This is a messenger RNA of Talaromyces marneffei, 1026 nucleotides long. RefSeq lists its product as uncharacterized. Lineage: Eukaryota; Fungi; Ascomycota; Eurotiomycetes; Eurotiales; Trichocomaceae. Gene Ontology annotation, biological process: transcription preinitiation complex assembly; transcription initiation at RNA polymerase II promoter. The transcript has a single exon. Gene Ontology annotation, cellular component: transcription preinitiation complex; nucleus. Bases 1 to 1026 code for a protein of 341 amino acids. The record is from RefSeq and is a predicted model, not a curated record. Gene Ontology annotation, molecular function: TBP-class protein binding; RNA polymerase II general transcription initiation factor activity.